ACUGAAGAAGCAGGUAUUUUAGGAAAAGAUGUGGUGCAAGAGAUUAGCAAGUUUGUGAAGGAAUUGAAUGAAGAUAGAUAUACGGGAGAUACCUUGCUGCAAACUUUGAUAAGAGUUCUCAUGAAAACUUUUAUUGAGAGAUAUGAAUAUGAUAAAACUUUAAAAAGUCUACCUGAUUCAGACACUCUUACCAAGGUUGGCAACAACUUGUUUAAAAUGCAGAGUACGAUAGAUGCUGCUCUACUUAGACUCAACAAGAUGGAAUCUACGACUAACGAUAAUGAGGUAUAAGCAUCCUUUCCUUGCGAAAUCAGAUGGAAAAAACUGCUUCCAGAAAUGAUGUGAGCUUUCUAGUAGACGAACUCGCUACAAAAGCUUCGACCUCAGAAGUUAUCGAAAUGAACAAGCAAUUAUGCGAAAUCCCCCUAAAAUUCGUAAAAAUAGACUCAAUGCUCGAACUCAAUGCCAAGGUUGAAAACAUCAAGGAAGAUUUAGAGGAAAGGGCAAAAGUUGACUAUGUCAAGAACCAAGUAGAGUCUCUCUCCAAUGAACUCAAAGAGGUCAUCUCUGAUCUUGCCACUCGAGACUCUGUGUCCCAAACUAUUACUAUAAUAGAGUCCAAGAUUAAAUAAAGUUAAAAGAGAUUUGAAGAAUGAGCUUGACCGCCUCUAUGAGUUUAACGAGAGAAUUGAACAAAUUAAAGAAAACAGUAAAAGCUUCAUUCAAAAAGGUCAAUUUGAUGCCAGAACUAAGAUGAUUAAUAACAGACUUAAGAAAAUUGAUGAUUGCUGUAAGUUCCAAGACCUACAGGAUCAUGCUAAUCAGAUUGAGCCACUUGUAACUCAAUGAAGACGGAGUUUGGAGGAAUAUCGAGCUGAUAAUAAGCGCCAGAAGGACAUAAUUGCUCGGUUUGAUGAAGUCCUGCUUGAAAAAGCCUCUAAAUUCUCUGUUGAACAGCUUGAGAUAAAACUUGAGGAUUACUCGCUCAAGACAGAUUUAUCUGAUUUGAUGAACCAGUUGAAUAUUAAAACAAAUGAGAAUAAGAAUUACAUAAAAGAGGUCCAAUAUCUGACAAACAAUAAGCUUGAUAAAUCUCACAGAGAUUUCAAGCAGAGAAUCAAUGAUAUGGAGAAGGCCUUGAGAGUAAGAACACAAGAGUUCUUGGACAAAAACACCAUCAAACCUGAUGAGGUUUAGCAGACUUCUUUCAGCAAAAGCUGAUCAUAGUGAUAUCAUUAACCUUG
This is a messenger RNA of Moneuplotes crassus, 1244 nucleotides long. NCBI's taxonomy places the organism in Eukaryota, Ciliophora, Spirotrichea, Euplotida, Euplotidae. The record is from the annotation of a GenBank genome assembly.